AUGUUGAAAAAGCCUAUUAAGAGAGUUCAACCUAAAUCGGAACUAAAUCAAGCUUACGAACUAGUCGCCCAAGACUUAUACUCUGCUCUGAAAAAAGCCAAGGAUGGUGCGAUUAUUAAGUUAGGAAGUUGCGGAACCUUUCACAAAAAAAGAACCCGAGUGCAAAAUCCCUACGGAGCUGCUUAUCUUUAUUACCGCAUAAUGGUAGCUGCCGUUUGUGUUGGUCUCUAUUUUUACGGACAACAGAUUAAAAAAGAUAACGACCACUCAAUAACUCAAAUUAUGAACAACUUCAAUAAUCAACAAAAUCAAGAGCAAAACCAACUCAAUAAUCAAAGCCCUAAUCAAGAACCUUCGGGACUAAUGAAAAUGGUGGGUCAAUCCUUACCCUUUUUACCUUUAUUAUUCGAACAGUUUACGGGUCAGAAAGUUCCGCAAAUGUCCGGAACCAUGUUUGAAAUUCAAAUGGCUCUGAACCAAAUAUUAAGUAAUCAGCAAUCCCUUAAUCAGAGAUUAAUUGCCUUAGAAAACAAUGCUAGUCAGCAAUUUACUAAUUUAGUUCAGCAAGUCCAAAGCAUUAAGUCCGUUCGCUUGACUCACGACCGCGAAAGAAAGCAAAUCGAUUAUAACUUACAGCAAGCCGAUGAAGCUAACAAAUAUUAA
Molecule: messenger RNA, 663 nt
Organism: Ambispora gerdemannii
Lineage: Eukaryota; Fungi; Glomeromycota; Glomeromycetes; Archaeosporales; Ambisporaceae
Source: the annotation of a GenBank genome assembly